Ambispora leptoticha is the source of this 153-nucleotide messenger RNA. The record is from the annotation of a GenBank genome assembly. NCBI's taxonomy places the organism in Eukaryota, Fungi, Glomeromycota, Glomeromycetes, Archaeosporales, Ambisporaceae.
CCAAAAAGUAAAGAAGAGAUUAAAGAAACCAAAACCAUUGGAACUCAAACCACCCCCACUUAUUUUUACUGUGAUAUUUGCCAAUUAAAUAAGAAUGGAACUUACACCAUCCGAAAAGUUGACAGUCCUUUUGAACCUCGAACCCAUCAUAAA